Papilio machaon (common yellow swallowtail) is the source of this 3188-nucleotide messenger RNA. RefSeq names its product nuclear pore complex protein Nup98-Nup96-like. Gene Ontology annotation, molecular function: structural constituent of nuclear pore. Gene Ontology annotation, biological process: protein import into nucleus; post-transcriptional tethering of RNA polymerase II gene DNA at nuclear periphery; RNA export from nucleus. The record is from RefSeq and is a predicted model, not a curated record. Lineage: Eukaryota; Metazoa; Arthropoda; Insecta; Lepidoptera; Papilionidae. Gene Ontology annotation, cellular component: nuclear pore cytoplasmic filaments; nuclear pore.
UUAAUGGAAAGCCGAUUUGGAUGCAGUGUAAAAUUGAAACCGUUUUGCUUCUAUCCAAGAGUACAGUGAAAUAACCAAAUACAACCUAUUUCAUUAUAAAUUUAAAGUGAAUUUUCAGUCUUUAAUAGUUUGGUGUACUUUAUUGCCUGUAAAAGUGGUUGAAGAUGUUGGGUGCCUGACAGGCAGUGUUAUUUGACUUGUGGAAGACCAGGGAUCAAUUCUGUUAACAACAAAGAGAAGAUAGCAAGAUGUUUCAGAAACAAACAUUUGGUGCGAGCACUUCUGCUUUUGGUACAUCAACAACACCAUCUUUCGGUAGUUUCAAGCCGACAACUGGUACUAAUGCGUUCGGUGCACCUCCGGCAUUUGGGGCCACGGCCACGCCUCAACCAACUACUGGUGGAGGUCUAUUCGGCUCCACCAACACCACGGGUGGCCUAUUUGGUAGUUCCCCAGCAUCUACUUCGACCCCCGCUUUCGGUGCAACAACAGGCGCCUUCGGGUUUGGAGCCAAUACAUCCACUGGUGGCCUAUUUAGUAACAACCAGUCGACCGGCCUAUUCGGUAACACCCAGAAUACUUCCGCUUUCGGGGCAAAGCCUGCAGGUUUUGGAUUCGGUAAUACAUCGACAACGGGUACGACGGGAACUGGCCUAUUCGGUUCCACUCCGUCUACAAGUACUGGGUUAUUCGGCCAGCAGAAUACUACCUUAGGGGGUGGUGGCCUAUUCAAUAAUACUGCCGGUGCAUUUGGACAACAGCAAGCUCCGACUGGUACUGGACAUGUUAAAUACAAUCCCGUUGUGGGCACGGAUAUGGUGGUCAAGUCUGGCACCUCGCAGAAUGUUAACAUCAAACAUCAUUGUAUUACUUGUAUGAAGGAAUAUGAAGGUAAAUCUCUGGAGGAGCUGCGGCUUGAGGAUUAUACGGCGGGACGUAAAGGCGCCUCCGCUGGUAUGUUCUCCAGCUUCCAGCAGCCGACUGAGAACAAACCAUUGUUUGGUGGAUCUACAUUUGGUCAACCUGCUACAACUAGCGCUCCUCUAUUUGGUGGUGGUUCUUUGGGAUCUACUGGUUUUGGACAGACGAAUACGUUUGCGUUUGGUGGAAAUACACCAAAUCAAACAACAUCUACCGGUUUAUUUGGUAAUAAGCCUGCGUUCGGAGCUACUAGCACAACUGGUACUGGUAUUUUUGGUGCAUCAACAACUCAAGCACCAACUUUUGGUACAACAACACCCAGCUUUGGUGCCUUUGGUUCGACCACUCAGAACCAACAACAGAGCACCGGUCUGUUCGGCAAGCCAGCUACCACUGGAUUCGGCACGACACCCGCCAGCACUGGCUUUGGUGGCUUCGGCGGAGGACUGUUCACCGCCAAGCCUCAGCAGACCACUGCACCCACUUUUGGCACCUCCGCGCCCUCUGCUUUUGGCAAUUUGUCUACGGGUUUCGGUACGAACACCUCGAAUUCCGGUUUCUUCAGUAACUUCGGCAAACCGAAUACAACACCGAUGUUGGGUGGACAGACACAGAAUACUGGCUUUGCGACAGGUCUAGGCGGCGGUUUAGGCACAUCAUUCCAGGCAAAGCCGGCUGCUGCGCCUGCUUUCAGCAAUCUCGGCACCGGCUCACUGUUUGCACAACCUCAGCAGAAUAAUACCUUCAGGACUGGUCUGGACAGUGGUCUAGGUAACAGUAUGUUUGGUGCGACUCCUUCACUUGGCACUGGUUUGUCUCUUGGAGGAUUCAAUGCUAACACUACACAAGUACUCGGCGGUGGCAGUGCUGCGGGCGGUGGUGUUCACGAGCAGAUAUUGACUCUAGCUGCACGACCUUAUGGUGACUCUCCGCUGUUUAAGGAUCUGCUGCCUGAUUCUGGUGCAUCAGCGGAAGAAGCAUUAAAACCAACUAAUCCAGCUGCAUUGAAGGCGGCUCUGGACACAGCGUACAAAGUCGCCUCACCAACCUCCGGCAGACUCAGGGUUAUACCAACACCUUCUAUAACACAUGAUAAGAAAUCAUUGUUUGAUGGCUUAGAAGAAUCAGAUCCGAGUUUAGAAGACAAGUUAUCUUUGAAACCGAGUCGUAAAAGAUUAGUACUGAGACCAAGUGCGGUUAGAAAUGAUGCCAGAGAUGCUGAGAGUACUGUUGAUAGUGUUAAUAGAGUGGUAGUAAAGUGUCUUGGGCUGAAAAAGAAUAAUUUGGAUAAAGAAAUGCCCGAAGUAUCUGAAAGGCGCGCCAGUUGGUUGACAACUAAGCCACUACGCAAGCCGUUGGCUUCUAAUUCGGAGGCUGCGGAGAAUUCUGUGCGGGAGUUAGCAGUGCGGCCGCAGAGGUCCUUGGACAAGGAAAAUGUAGACUCCAGUUCUGUAUCAGAAGAAGAGAACGUAAUAGAACAAGAGGCACCUCCUCAUCCAGCCGGCAUCAAACUGCAGCGUCCCGGAUACUAUACAAUACCGUCUCUAGAAGACUUGAAAGAUUACAUACGUCCAGAUGGCUCUUGCGUUGUUCCCAAUUUUACCAUCGGACGUAAAAACUAUGGGAAAGUGUUCUACGAUUGUGAAAUGGACGUUGCUAAUCUUGAUUUGGAUACGUUGGUACACUUUUUAAACAAGGAAGUGAUCAUAUACCCGGAGGAUGCAGACAAGCCGCCAAUUGGUCAGGCUUUGAAUCGCAAAGCUGUCGUCACUUUGGACCGCGUGUGGCCGCGUGUGGCCGCGUGUGACAAGACACAGAGACGACUUAUUGUUGAUCCUGACAGGCUCAUGAAAAUGGACUACGAAGGUAAAUUGAGACGAGUCUGUGAGAAACACGAGACGAAAUUCAUAGAGUAUAGACCACAGACUGGAAGUUGGGUGUUCCAAGUGGAACACUUCAGUAAGUACGGUCUAACAGACUCUGAUGAGGAAGAUGAACCCACUCCGGAUGUUUUGAAGCGACAGUUGGUGAAUCAAACGCUGCAGAAGACGGCUGCUCCAGGUAUUCGGUCUAGAUAAAAAUUGCACCUAUCCAUAUUUGAGGACAGUAAAAACUGAACCGAAGACAGGUCGAGAUGGUAUGGUACGUAUUGAAGAUGAGAUAAAAGAUGUAUUCUACGAAGCAGAUUAUAUACAUUGGGAUUCAGAUACAAGCAGUGACGGUGAAGAUGAACCAUACAUUAAGAAAAGGAAAGUUCCAAACCUUUC